Messenger RNA from Colletotrichum acutatum, 2643 nucleotides. RefSeq lists its product as uncharacterized. Gene Ontology annotation, cellular component: cytosol; endocytic vesicle. The coding region runs from base 97 to 2193 and encodes 698 amino acids. NCBI's taxonomy places the organism in Eukaryota, Fungi, Ascomycota, Sordariomycetes, Glomerellales, Glomerellaceae. Gene Ontology annotation, molecular function: small GTPase binding; guanyl-nucleotide exchange factor activity. The transcript is spliced from 3 exons. Gene Ontology annotation, biological process: vesicle-mediated transport. The record is from RefSeq and is a predicted model, not a curated record.
CACAACCAGGGAUCUCUUUCCUCUAAUAUCGGGUUUCAAGAUCGCUUCCACUACUUAAUGCCGCCUUGACAACAUCAGACCAGCAUCGUCGAAACUAUGGCGUCAACCGGCCCCUCCAAAUCCCCAGCAGCUCGCCCAAACACGAUACGCGCGCCUUCCUUCACUCGCCAGAGCGAAGACAGCGAUCCUCUCCGAGUCCCGAAACGAGCUCAAACAUUCCAGAAUGGCACUGCGGCCGACCCGUUGACGGCGACGACAACGACGCCGGUCGUCGCCAGCAAGGUCCAGCAGAAGCCAGCAGACGAGCCCGAGGGUCCUGAUGCUUUCGAGACUGCCGGAAGGCCGUCAACAGAUAACGACGAUGGGUUCGACGGCAGAGGCUCUGUGGACCUGGGCGAGCUUCCAAUUGAGCUAGUUAGUCUGACUGACAGCUUCGUCGAGACUCUCAGCUCCAAAAGUCACCCCGCGCCUUUGACCAUUGACAAUGUUUCUGCAUUAUUCCAGAGUUUCUACGAAACCGCAUCUACACACGUCAACACACACAUCUCUAGUCUGAUCACACGGCAUAAUCGGGAUGCAUCGCCUGCGCCGUCCGCGUCAUCCAAGGUCUCCACAGCUAGCAGGCUUCGAGCCAAGGCGGCUUCCCUCGGAAGCAAGGAUAAACCCAAAAAUCUCCCUAAACCAGAGCCGGAGCAGCAGAUGAUCACCGCCGAAGAACUCGCCAACAAGAAGAAGGCGCGCAAAGCAAUUGAAGCCAAGCGUGGCAUCAUCGAGGAGGCAGUGGAGCGCAGGCUGUGCGAAGGUAUUUACGACAAGAUCUACCGCCACAAGAGCACCCAGGACGAAGCGCAGGAUUCAAAGCUGCGAUCAAAGACCGCGGCACUCGCGCUGGUCGGCAUUGGACCGGCCGACCUGGGAAUCGAUCUUGGCGACGAUGCGUCUCAGACGCCCGAAACCGCUGCGGAAAAGGUUGAAGAGAUCAAGAAAUCGCUUGAGCAGGCUAGGAGAGACUUGAUUCUCAUGAAUGAGAAGCGAUACCCGCUCGGCAAGGUACACCACUUGAAAGCGGCACACAAGGAUAUUGUCGAGACUUUGGCGCAAUUCCACCCGUCUGCAUCCGCAGAUGAGAUUAUGCCUAUGCUCAUCUUUACUCUCAUCACGCUUCCUCCUGAGCAUCUCAACGUUAUUAGCGACCUGCACUUUAUUCAGCACUUUAGAUGGGAGCCGAAAUUGACGGGCGAGGCUGCAUACUGCUUGACGAACCUGGAGGCAGCCAUCAGCUUCCUGGAGACGGUCGAUCUGUCUACACUGAGGGCCGAUGAGUUGCCCCAGGGUCCUGCCAGAGGUAUGAGCCAGCCGGGUACUCCGCGGGCUGAGACAUUCCCUCCGGCGUUCCCGCCUGGACUGACGGUAACGGCGGAUCCUUCGGUGGAGACCGACUCUGGCAAUGCCACGCCAACGAGACCGCCUGCUUCGCCUUCCGCAUCGGCCGGGCUGCGUGCUGCGGUUCAAGCUCGGAAUAGAAGACUGAGCGAGCUCGUCAACACGCCUGCCCAGGCCAUUGGUGCAGCAAGUGACGCCGUGCUUAACACGGCCGAUCAGCACAUAAAGACCAUCUCGACGAGUUUGGGCGAUAGCUACAAGUUCUUGGUCGGCAAGUUGCGUGAGACACAGGGCACUCCCACCGAAUCAGGCCAGGGGCUCGUCGUGCCUAAGACGCUUGAUGAUGCUCGAAAGUUGAUGAGCACCCCGCCCCCCGAGGAGGAAGGGUCUAUCAGUGGUGCCAGCUCGGUUCAUGGCACCGAGGAGGCCGAAUCUACUCGCCGACCGCCGGUCCGCGAGGACAAGGUUCUAAACCUCAUCGGUGGACGCAAGGCCAGUCGAGAUCACAGCGCAGAUAGCUCGCGAAGCGUCAACAGCUCGAGAAAGGUGCUCUUUGCCAAAGAAGGGGAGAAAGAUCUGCCUACGCCAUCUCCUGGAAACGCAACCAACCCUCUUGACUCAGUGAGGAACUUUGGCAAUUCAUUCUCCCGGUUCUCCGGUAUGAGCAUGAUCAGAGGCCUGAGCCGGACCGCAUCCACGCCCAUUGUGGCGAAGGAAGCACCCAAGGACAUGACCAAGGAUGGCCCGGCUACCAAGGUAGCUGACGGUGGCGACCUUGCAAGCGUACGUACUUUGAUCACACAACAAUGAUAUCAUAUACUGACUUUCGUAGGCCUUCCCGGAUAUUGCAGCUGCAUUGCCGCCCAAGCAGAUACCAAAGAUCAGCCCGCCGAACAAGCGCUUCAUGGAGAUGCAGAACCCUGGCGACCUGAAGAUUGGUGAGGUCCUCGAAUUGCUGCGCGACUAUCGGCGGCUGGCAACUACACUCAAGGACAUGGGGGCCUUUGAGGGGUCCAAGUGAGGAAACGAGAGAGGAGGUUUAGAAGAAACGUGAAGAGAUAAGAUACGGCCUAGACAAAGCUUGCUGCACUCAUUUGUAGGAUUCCUGUGGGAUAUGGAUAAGCAUACUGGACAAUGGCGUUUUGAUUUUUGAUAUUACUGUUUUCAGCAAACAAAAAGUCUGGCAAGCCAUUCUGGGUGAGGAUGGCUUUGCCCGAGCUUGAAGUGCCUACCAAGCAGGGAGAGGGAUGGCAACGUUGG